UUAUAUAUUUUUUUUAUAUACAUCCAUCCCGUUUGAAUCGUUCAAUCUAUCCAUUCUUCUUUCCCAUCAUCAUCAUCAUUAAUCAUAACUUUUUUUCUUUUUUUUUCCCCCCAUUAUCUCUCUUUCUCUCUCUAGGGUUUGUUUGAUUUCCCCCUAAAUCCACCAUUCAAAGAAAGGAAGGAUGACAAGCCAAAGAGGGAACUUCUUGCCUCCGGGUUUGGUUUCGAAUCUUCAAGAUGCUCUCAACAAAAAAAACAAACAGACAAACAACAAUGUUGGUGAUGACGAUGAUACAAAGAAAGACAAUGAAACAUCUUCCUCUUCUUAUUCUUCAGAUAAUAAUAAUAAUAAUAAUAAUAAUAAUAAUAAUAAUGUUGAGGUUGAGUAUGAUCCUUCAAAGCCAGUUGUAUUUGUCACAAACAGCGAUGGCAUUGAUUCGCCUGGUUUGACUUUUCUUGUUCAAGCUCUUGUGGAUGAAGGUCUUUACAAUGUCUCUGUUUGCGCCCCUCAAUUUGAUAAAUCAUUUUCUGGCCACUCGUUUACAUUUCAAGAAUCAAUUGCGGUAACCUCUGCUGAAAUUAAAGGUGCCACUGCCUAUGAGAUAUCAGGCACCCCUGUGGAUUGUGUUUCACUAGCAUUAUCUGGGGCAGUGUUUGCGUGGUCAAAGCCGACACUGGUGAUUGUUGGAGUAAAUAAAGGUUCAAGCUUGGGCCAUGAUAUGUUUUCCUCGAGUGCUGUAGCUGGAGCUAGACAAGCCUUAUUUAGUGGGAUAGCAUCGCUAUCAGUUUCCCUAGACUGGAAAAAGGGUGAAAGUCAAGAAAGUCAUUUUAAGGACGCUGUGUCGGUUUGUAUGCCAGUAAUAAAAGCAGCCAUUAGAGAUGCAGAGAAAGGGGUCUUCCCUAAAAGUUCUUCAUUGCAUAUAACUGUUCCUGCAUCCCCUACGGAGAACAAGGGAUUUAAGUUGACAAAAAAGAGUUUAAGCAAAUCUAAACCAAUUUGGCAAGCAAUUGCAGCCAACAGGAACCCUUCAGCUUCACGUUUUAUGGCCAAUCAACCAGGCAUGGGCUUGCAGCUUGCGCAGCUUGGUCGAGAUGCAUCUGCAGCAGGUGCAGCUAGGCGGUUAAACUCACAAAAGAAGAGCUUGGAGGUUGUUGAAUCAGUUGGGGUAUCUGGAAAACUUGACCUUACUAGGACAGUUAAAUACUUCAGGCUAGAGUUUCAAGACUCUAAUGAGGAAGGCACAGAUGAGAAUCUUGAUUUUAGAGCACUUCAAGACGGAUUUGUUUCUGUUACUCCAAUCUCUAUUCCUACACUGAUCGACCCAGACAUUGAAAAAGCUGCAUCGGAGUGGAUUUCUGAUGCAGUUCAUACCGAUGACUAAAGUGCAAUACUCGUGUAUGUGUAUAUUUGGAGGUGCAAACUGGAAUUUAAACUUUUAGCAAUUAUUUAAAGGAAGUGACAUUAUUUCUGGGUUGUGUCCUCAAGUUAGAAUUUUUUCUUAACUUAAUUUAAUUUAUAUUGGGUGAAAAAAUAUUUCCCCCUAAAGAUUGUUGCAUGUUCUAAAAGACCUUUAUGGCCUUUUGAUUAUUUAUUUGCUGACAAAGUUGUCACCAAAUUGUUUUUUGUUUCAUAUUUGUUUUUUUCCUUCCAAAUGUAACUUUGAUUUGAAUUGUAAUUUUGUAGUUUGUUUAAAAGGAUAUAUAUAUAUAUACUGCUAUUUUAAGGUUA
Messenger RNA from Erigeron canadensis, 1728 nucleotides. RefSeq names its product 5'-nucleotidase SurE. Lineage: Eukaryota; Viridiplantae; Streptophyta; Magnoliopsida; Asterales; Asteraceae. The record is from RefSeq and is a predicted model, not a curated record. The coding region runs from base 182 to 1381 and encodes 399 amino acids. The transcript has 10 exons. Gene Ontology annotation, molecular function: nucleotidase activity.